AUGGAGACUCGUUCUAAAAGUAAACGUAUAGGGCCGCUGCCCGGGGGCGAUCGCCGGGGCGCACCUGGAGCUGACGCUGGGUGUCUCAGCAUGCGAACCGUCAGCGGUGAGGAGUUGAACAGGCGGGCUCCCACCGACAAAGAUGCUACAGCCGAAAUCAUUGACGAUGGUGACAGACUGACGGACAGGACGGACACUCCUGUAGAACAGUAUAGUACAAGCACAGUAUCAUACACACCCUCAAGACCAUCCAUACCAUCGUCACCAACACUUUCAUCAUCCUCCAUCAUUAGUUUAAAUACAGUUCCACCCACUUCGACCUUGAAUGCUGCACGGGGGGUAUCUACCUUCUUACCCGCGUCCACCAAGGCUGGAAAAGCAAGAGUUCGCAUGAGAUGGAGUAAGGAAGUAAACAUAUUUAUCAUGCGAACCUACUUCCACAUCACCAAAUUAGAGACCGACAUGACCACAUACAGACAGCAAUUGCAUGAACGUUUUACAAGACAAUACCCAGAAAUAAGUGUUACAGAACAACGUAUUUCCGAUCAAAGAAGGACAAUAGUAAGAAAUAAACUUUUACCUCAAGAAGUAAUAGAUCAGCUAAAAGAAGAAGUACGUGCACAGUUGCAAGAUUUAAACCAAAAUCCUAUUCCAGAAACGCAUACACCAAAUGAAAAUGCUCUACAAAUACCAACACAAUCACUCUCUCAAAUGCAACAUAACACACAAUCUCAAUCUUACAAUCAAUCACAAGCAUACUCACAAAGUAUACAUAGAUCGAACAUAUCCACACAAACCGAGAGCAUAACCCUAAUGAUAGAAAAUGAUAUUGAGACUUUAGGAAAUCUCGAUCAAAAUCAGUUAUCAGAAACGUACAUCCAAGAAAUACACGACAAACUGAAAACCGCUCUAAUUCAAUAUUCAGGUAUGGAUCCAGCAGCUCGCCCAAAACUACCCAAGCUUAAAUACACCCCAAAACUCUCUUACCUUGUACAUUUAUUUAAUCGUAUCAUACUAAACCAAUAUAUAUCCGAAGACACACAACUUCUAGAUGUACACACAUUGAUAUAUUGCACAGCGUUAGUCAUUUCUGAAGAACUUAAUUAUAAAAUAACAGAAUACACAGGUAGCACAAGAUCAAAAGUCAUAAGCAAACCAGCUUGGCAACAGAGACUCGAAAGAGAUAUAGAAAAAUUGCGAGCUGAUUGCGGUAGACUAACACAAUAUAUCAACAAUAACAGAUCUAACAAAGUAGUCAAAAGAGUCGAGGCAAUAUUUAAAAACAUGGCCACCCACACGAGACAUGAAAACGACAAUAGAAAACCCGAAGAAUUCUUAGAUACUUUAAAACAGAAGCUCGCGCUAAAAGUCCAUAGGAUGAGAAGAUACAAGAAGGCACAAGAACGCAAAAAUGAUAACGCCAUGUUUGCUACUAACGAAAAGCACUUUUAUAGAAAUUUACAGAAACCACAAAUAGACGUAACAACUGACACCAACACCGAACUACCAACAUCAGAACAAUUGGAAACAUUCUGGUCAAGUGUAUGGGAAGAACAAGUGCAGCAUAAUGAUAAAGCUGGUUGGAUAGCAGAUGAAGAAUCUAAGUGGAGCGCACUAGAAGAAAUGGAAUUCAUAGAGAUAUCUGAAUCUGAUAUAAAUAGUAUUACAGCAAAACUACACAACUGGAAAUCCCCUGGCAUUGAUAAAGUUCAUAAUUACUGGUACAAAAAACUAGACUCAUUACACAAAAUUAUCGCUAAAAACUUAACAGACAUAAUUUUAGGACAACAAAAUGUACCUGAAUUUAUUGCAACAGGAAUAACUUACAUGUUACCGAAGUCUCAAUACUCUCCACAACCGUCCCAAUACAGACCAAUUACUUGCCUACCGACAAUAUACAAGAUCCUAACCUCAGUAAUCACUGCUAAAAUCAAUAAACACAUAGAAAACCACAACAUAAUAGCGGAAGAACAAAAAGGGUGCAGACGAGGCCACAUGGGGUGCAAGGAACAAUUAAUUAUAGAUUCAAUAGUCCACAAACAUGCUGCCACAAAAAAUAGAAACCUUCAUUGUACCUACAUAGAUUACAAAAAAGCUUUUGAUAGUAUUCCACACUCUUGGUUAAUUCAAGUAUUACGAAUAUACAAAAUAAACCCAAAAAUAAUAGACUUCUUACAUCAUAUCAUGUCCCGCUGGAAAACUACACUCCAAUUGAAUUACCACGACAAUAUCGUAAGAACUCGGCAGAUAUUUAUUAGGAAAGGUAUUUAUCAAGGUGACUCCCUGAGUCCUCUAUGGUUCUGCCUCGCACUGAACCCUCUAUCUCACCUACUGCAUCAGUGCGAAGCCGGAUAUAGACUCAAACACAACACCACAGAAGAUAUCACUAUCUCACACCUCAUAUAUAUGGAUGACAUUAAAUUAUACUCAAAAACAGAAAAAGAAAUGAAAAAAUUAAUAGACACUAUAACAGAAUUUAGUAAAGACAUCAACAUGCAGUUUGGACUAGAUAAAUGCAAAACACUACACAUAAUAAGAGGCAAAAUAAAACCAGGCGACUAUACAAUUAACACUACUGAUACAAUCACUGCUAUGGAACCGAAAGAUCUAUAUAAAUAUUUAGGAUACAAACAACUCAAAGGACUAGACCAUACAGCAAUUAAACACACACUGAAUACGGAAUAUAAACGGAGAGUAACCGCAGUAUGCAAAACACAUCUCGCUGGAAAACAUCUAAUUAAAGCAUUAAAUAGCUACGUGAUCCCAAUAUUAACCUACUCGUUUGGAGUGAUUAAAUGGUCUAAAACUGACAUCCAGCAAAUAGAAAGAACCACACGCACCACACUUACAAAACACAAUAAUUUACACCCUAAAUCCGCAAUAGAAAGACUCACAAUAAAACGACAAAAUGGAGGGAGAGGCCUAAUAGACAUUCAUCACCUUUGGCAGAAACAAAUUAAUAGCCUCAAAACAUUCUUUCACAAUAAAUCUCACACUAGUGAUAUCCAUAAAGCCGUAGCCCUAAAUGAUUUUAACUACACUCCACUUAACCUAAAUGAACAAACAGAUACACAACACAAUAACACUAAUGACCCACAAAAACAAAAGUUAGAGGACUGGAAAAAGAAAGUCCUACACGGACGACACCCACAUGACCUGGAACAACCACAUGUAGAUUCAGUAGCAUCAAAUAAAUGGCUUAAAAUUGGCAACCUAUUCCCGGAAACUGAAGGGUUUAUCAUCGCUAUACAAGACCAGAUCAUCAACACUAAAAACUACAGGAAAUAUGUCAUUAAAGACCCCACAGUAACCAACGACAAAUGCCGUAAGUGCUUCACCCAACCAGAGACAAUACAACACAUAACAGGGGCAUGUACAACUCUCACACAGACAGACUACACUCACAAACACAACCAAGUAGCAAACAUCAUUCAUCAAAAACUAGCACUCAAACAUAAACUUAUACAAGACACAAACACACCCUACUACAAAUAUACGCCACACACAGUUUUAGAAAAUCCUACACACAAACUCUACUACGACCGCGCAAUACUUACCUAUAGGACCAUUCACUAUAAUAGACCAGACAUAACACUACACGAUAAAGUAAGUAAAAUAACCUACCUAAUAGAUAUUGCAAUACCCAACACACAUAACUUACAAAAAACAAUAGGCGAGAAGAUAAGCAAAUAUGCAGAGCUUAAAGAAGAAGUGACCAGAAUUUGGAGACAAAAUAAAGUUUAUAUAGUACCCAUAGUCGUCUCCACCACGGGCGUUAUACCCAACCAUCUCCACCAUAGCCUCAAAUUAAUAGACCUGAAAGACUCAACAUAUAUUAUACUCCAAAAAGCCGCAAUUUUAAAUACCUGUCGAAUUGUAAGAAAAUUCAUGCAAUUGGAAGAAAAUGAAAUAGUUACCCAGAACACAUAA
Parnassius mnemosyne (clouded apollo) is the source of this 3930-nucleotide messenger RNA. NCBI's taxonomy places the organism in Eukaryota, Metazoa, Arthropoda, Insecta, Lepidoptera, Papilionidae. The record is from the annotation of a GenBank genome assembly.